Messenger RNA from Penicillium coprophilum, 4815 nucleotides. RefSeq names its product WD40 repeat domain-containing protein. Gene Ontology annotation, cellular component: nucleus. The record is from RefSeq and is a predicted model, not a curated record. Bases 1 to 4815 code for a protein of 1604 amino acids. Gene Ontology annotation, biological process: positive regulation of transcription by RNA polymerase II. Lineage: Eukaryota; Fungi; Ascomycota; Eurotiomycetes; Eurotiales; Aspergillaceae. Gene Ontology annotation, molecular function: transcription factor binding. The transcript has 6 exons.
AUGGUUGAGUUAACAUGGAAUAGGAGCUUGGGGACAGAAUCACGACCCUCCAGGACCGUCAAGGCAAUGGCACCUGCACCGCCGGCUAUCCAGCCUCGCUUCGAGGCCUGCGCUUCGACGGCAUCCUUAUUCCUCUAUGCCCAGGGCUCAACAAUCCUAUGUUUGCAUCAUGAUACAUUAGCAAUCGAGCGUCGUUUUCAGAGUCACCAGGCAAAUAUCGAGUUUAUAUCGGUCGAUAAUGUGAGCGAACGGGGUGCGGGAAGAUUGGUGGUCAGUUACGAUGUAGGGCAAACGGCAAUCGUCUGGGAUAUCUUCACUGGAAACGAGAUUGCCCGAUUUGCUUCCUUUGAUCAUCUGCGAAUAGCUUCGUGGAUGCGUAAUGGCAAUGUCGCAUUUGGUAAUGGCAAGGGUGAGGUGAUUCUGUUCGAACCUUCUACCUCGGAGCACAUCUCGGCGCGCACCAUUUUCGACCCAAUCACAGCUCUAGCACCCGCCAUGGAUUGUCGUACUUAUGCAAUUGGAUAUCAAAAUGGUUCUAUAUUGAUCGCGACUUUACUUCCUCAAUUUACCAUUCUUCACACUCUGACUACUUCGCGUGGACCGUCGCCAAUUAUUUCCUUGGCUUGGCAUGCAUCCUCAUCGAAACAGAAGUCAGACAUGCUGGCAACCCAGUCAUCAAAUGGCGAUUUACGAGUUUGGAGCGUGGCAAAACCACCAGGGAAAGAAUCACCUCGAGUGAUUAGGGUAUUGAAACGAUCCGAUUCAAACUCCUCUGAUCCUAAAUGGAUGGGCUGGUCAAAGAAUGGAAGACUUGUGCAAUAUCUGGAAGGGGAAACAUGGUCUUGGGAUGUUCGAACAAAACAUGUUACUUACGAUCCAAUUCCCACAAUCGACGGUGUGCGAGGUAUUGCAAACUAUGGUCCUACAGCGACUUUAUUCACCAUCGGCCCUCAGCAUUCAGUCCAGCAGUAUGAUUUGGAAAACCCCACGAUGGUUGCAAAUGUGCAGCAUCUUCCAAUUAUACCCCGGCCCGGUACAGCGGAAGGCAGUCGAGCGAAAACAAUGUCCCCACGCCGCUUGCAAGACGCUCCUGAUAUUCGGGAACUACCAGGCGCGGCCAGACGAACGCCAUUUGAUGCAACCAGCAUCGAGAGUAUCAGACAAAGGGCAGAUUUGACGAGCCCUGCUUCGUCGCGAAGUCGGACGGAAUCGGUGAGCUCAAAGGCUUCCUCUGGGAAGUAUAACAUGAGACCCUUUUCUCCGCCGAGUCGCUCUGGUCAGAGUGCUACGACAUUUUCGAUGACAUCGGGUGGCCAUGAUACGCCGCAGGCUUCGGCUUCUUUUGCGUAUCCCUCGUCGGUUUCAAUGUCAUCUGUGAGAAGCUCAAGGGCGGCAUCUCGAUUGCGGAAUGAGGUUCAUAUCAGCCCUGCGGACAAAAACAUCGUGGAUCUAUUUCCGUUCACUCGGGCCCGAUUGAUUGAUGUGCCUUACAAACAGCAGCCACCUAUCGACGAGACAAAUCUAACUUCGGAUGAUCUUCGGCUGCAGAUGUUGAGUGUGGUUUUUGGCUGGGAUGGAGACAUCCAAGAUUUGAUCACAGAUGAGUUGAGCCGCCACGCUAUGGGUAGCCAAAGCGCCAUUCUCUUAACGCGAUGGCUUGGUGAAAACGACACAGAUGAAAUGGCCGCAAUGAUUAGCUCUGGGCAUGUUACAACCUCAGACUGGAUGAUUCUUGCUUUAAGUCAGAUGAGCGGUCAGGGGCAGGCAAAUAAGGUCGGACAGGCAUUUGUACAGAAGUUGCUUGAGAUCGGGGACAUACACACCUCGGCCGCGAUCUUGCUUGGUCUCGGGGAUAAGAACGACGCCAUCGAGGUUUACGUUUCUCGCAAUCACUUCAUGGAAGCUAUCCUAAUGACAUGUCUCCUGUUCCCGUCAGACUGGCAGCGCCAGUCAUAUCUCGUUCGUCGAUGGGGCGAACAUGUCGUUACUCAUUCCCAGCAGCAACUCGCCAUUCGCUGUUUCAUGUGCACGGGAGCUGAGCCAUCAGAGCCAUGGGCAUCUCCUUCUGCCCAACAAACAUCAUCUUUUGCAGAGAUGGUUCGCGCAUCUCCUCUCACCUCGCCUGAGCCUUCGCAAGCCAAUAUGAUGCCACCACCAGUCCGCCCAAGAUCCACAUCCAACUCCAAAACCGCAGUGAAAACGCCAGCUCUGAAGCUCAUUACUUCCUUCGAAGGACAGCCAGGGCGUUUCCGCUUCCCUGGCUUGAAGUCCGAUGAUCGCACGCCGACAAAUGCACCUGGAAUUACCCCGAUUGCUGAAUCCGCUGUGCCCGAGUCUGCAAUGUCCCCUGGUGGAUUUGGCUCUUAUAAACUGAACAAUAUCCAAAGCCUGAACCACGCAAUGACCUCCCGAACAAAUACUCCGGCGUUCAAUCGGCGUCGUCUACCCUCAAUAGGAGAGACGCCAAAUGAGUAUAGCUCCACAUCCGAAAACGAACGCGAGCAGAGCCAAGAUGAAAAAGAGAGCAAUAGCGGGUUCCUCAUUUUGUCGGCUGUUAAAUACAACCCCGAUCUAGACUCUCAAAAGCCCAGUCCUCAGACUGCUGUGCAAGGGACAGACAAGUUCGCUGCCAUCAAGGGGCUUCCAUCACCAGCUGCCGGUGUAUUCGAGGCCCUCACGAAUGAUGAUCAUCGUAACGGGUCCCGAGAUCGAAAGCCAGACGGCCUUCAAAUCGAGACAUUGGAAGGUGAACGAAACCCGCAGGACCGCACCGGUUUGAUUCCCAGCGCCAAAAGUACUGCUUCAACUGCGAACUCCUUCGCUUCGGCUAGGAGCCCAAGUGUCAGUGGUCGUAGUAUCGACCAAUACAUCAGUAGUCUUGACGAGGCGAACUACCAUGCGCGGAAGCUCCGUCCACAUACCCCAGGCCGUGGAAGACGGAACCCAGACGACACUGCCAGUCAGAGCUCAAGAGCUCACCGCGAUGCCUCCCGAGAUACUCGCGGUAUGAGUGAGCAUCGAUACAUUCAAUCCGCCAAGCGCUCUCCUUCUUCUCCAGUGCCUAUGUCUCCUGAAGAGUUGGCUCGAUACCAUACCGGAGAGUCUGGAAAGCCAUUUGAAACACAGAAGUCAAAAUCUCGCACUAGAAGUUCGAGCAAGGUGAGAGGGUCGGCUUCUCGGAACCGUCAGCGCUCUUCGAGUCGACACACUGCUAGCCGCAUCAGUACAGACAAACGAGACACAUCAAUUCGAGGUCGCAGCAAUGACCGACAAGGAUCCAGCGUUCGGUCACCAUCAUCACCUCUUCCCAUGGCAUAUCCCGCAGAAGGCACUUCUCAGGAUAUUGACAACCCUUUGAGACUGGUUGAGGGUAACCAAAAGAGACUGCGAUCUCGCCACCGAAGUGCCAGUCGACGUCGUGCUGAAAAGGGAUCAACUUCCAAAACAGACGGCGCUUCAGAAACCAGACACAAAACAUCGCAGAGUCUUUCUGUGAUCCAACCAGGACCUGCAUCAGACCCUUGGGCACAGCAGGCAUCGGUACCGGAGCAGUUAAGCAGCAAGGUCUUUGGCCAAGAAGGCACGUCCAAUGGGCAUUCCAAUGGACAAGGUCAACUAAGCUCGACAGCCAAUGAGUUCCAAGACAUUGUACCCCCAAGGACACCGUUUGUCACCCUCGCGGAGAGAAAGCGAAGAGAGAUUGCCGCUGCUGAAUUGGAAGCACGAAGGUUAUCACUCGCACGCAACCCAUCAGCACCAAACAUUCCCUUCCCCGGCGAACUGCAAAGUGCAAGAAGCCCCCUUGAGGGCUCGCCGCCUUUCUCUGGUACAAGCUCAUACUUCCAGCGAGCUCCAUCGCGGAACAAGAUGGCCCCAGCCAAAGUAUCUACGGACUAUCCCAGCAGUUCUGACUCAAACUCUUCACGCUCUGGCAUGCCCGGCGGACUCCCAGCAACUCCUCGAGCCAUGCGGCAUCCCAAGUAUGGAGGGACCGGACAAGAUGAAGAGCGGCCUCCCUCUGUACCCAUCAUUCCCACAGAUAACAGUUUCUUCCUCAGCAGCGCCCGGUAUCAAGGAGAUGCCGCCGAGAGAAUCGGACGAUCGAUGUCCGUCCCCGUGCCAGAAUCACAGUACAAUGCCCCAUCAAUGCCCAUUGACGUCCCCAUGCAUCCUCGCUUUAACCCAGCUCUCCCUCGGAGCCGGUCCAGCAGCCGCAGCCGCGCGAAGGGCCAUAACCGCACCAGCUCAGGCGGCUAUGUCUCCGGCACCUCCCCUCACGUCCAAGUGAGCAUUGAAGAGACAAUCGAGCACGCAAUGCAGAGCGAACCCUCAUCACAGAACGAGACGAUUCCGCCUCCACCACCUCCUCCCAUUCUCCCGGAACUGCAGCAUCUCAACACCCCACCCCCACCACCCCCAUUCCCGGUCUCCGCAGUGCCCGUCUCGCCCCGCGAGUCGUCAGCAACAAUCGACAUCGCCAUUGACAACAAUGAAGACCUCGGCCGUCUUCUCCCUCGCGCUAUGACUGCCGCCCCAACUCUUAAUGGAAACAGUCACGGAAUGGAUUCCCGUCAGUCGGGCAGUCGUAUGUCCAUGGACCAUCGCCGAAAUCGUAAUUCAAAUGAGAGCUUCACGAACAAGCUGCGUAGCUUGACUCGUAUGCGCAACAACAGUCGCAGCGUCGAACCUUGGACGCAGGCUCACGAGGCGGAAAUGGCUCCCCAUGAGAGUCUGAAUUCCCAUGUUGCUGGGUCGAACUCGGACUAUAUUUUGCCGAGUCAGAGUUAUGUUGCGCCGGGUUCGAACUUUGUUUGA